UUCGGUCUCGCGGCUCCAUUACUCCGCACGCAGAUGCUCGAAACGUUCCGGAGGUGAAAAUCCGGUUUUUAUUAAAUUAAUCAACGAGUGAAGAACCUGCAAUUCGUGAUGCUGUGAAAAGGCGAGACUGUUCACUUUCAAGUUUUCUGUGUUUGCAUCAACUUUUAUAUUAGGGCAGACACGACAAUGUUACGGGCCACGCUGGUGCUGAAUGCGAUUCUGCUGGCCUCCGGCCAGGGUCUGCAGGACAUGCUCAACGAAUUCGGGAGGAACUACGAAUAUGUCAGCAGGCAGGCGAGACUGUUGUACCCGGAACAUUUCCACAGUUAUCCGAGUAGUGGGGCCUUUUAUGAGGAGAAACCGGUGAUUGAAGGUGAAAAGUUCGACUUCAUAAUAGUAGGGUCCGGUUCGGCCGGGGUGGUUUUGGCCAAUCGCCUGUCGGAAGUACCGGAAUGGAACGUUUUGCUGCUGGAAGUCGGAGAAGAGGCAAGCAUCCUGACUGAUAUUCCAGCCGUAGCCCCCAUCUUCCAAAACACCAACUACAACUGGAACUACAGGAUGGAGAAACAACCCAACGUGUCACUAGGACUGAUAGACGAAAGAAUGCCGUGGCCUCGUGGCAGGGCCUUGGGUGGCACCACCAUUAUCAACUACAUGAUCCACGUGCGAGGUAACAAGCUGGACUACGAUCGUUGGGCCUUGGCAGGUAACCCUGGUUGGUCCUAUGAGGAAGUACUACCUUACUUUAAAAAGUCCGAGGACAGCACUGUGAGGUACCAAGACUCAGGUUACAGGAACAGGGGUGGGUACUUAUCUGUCACGGACGUGCCAUAUCGAACUGAGUCAGCCCGUGCCUUCGUACAGGGAGCCCAACAAGCCGGACACAAGUACGUGGACUACAACGGAGAUGACCAAUUGGGGGUGUCAUUCGUGCAAGCAACGAUGAAACGAGGCGUCAGAUGCAGCGGAGAAAAAGCCUUCCUCCGCCCAGUACGUCACAGACCCAACCUUAAGAUCCAUACAAGAGCUCGUGCGGUCAAAAUAUUAAUCGAUCCUGACACCAACACAGCCUACGGGGUGCAGUACGUCAAAAACAGGCAAUUACUCAACGCCUACGCCAAAAAGGAAGUUAUUUCUUCAGCUGGAGCCUUCAACUCCCCCCAGUUAUUGAUGCUGAGUGGCAUUGGUCCCAAGGAAGACUUGGAGGAGUUAGGAAUUAAAGUUCUGAGAGAUCUACCCGUUGGCAAGAAAAUGUAUGAUCACAUCACGUUCUUCGGACAAGUUUUCACUGUUAACGAAAGCAUAGUUAAUGACCAAAACUUAGCUUUCGACCCCAGCUCUUUGGUCAAAUUGGUGUUUAACGGUGAAGGCCCGUUGACGAGUCUUGGAGGUGUUGAAGCUUUGUUGUACACCAAAACCAACGUGUCCGAUGAUCCUAGUCCGUAUCCGGAUAUGGAGACGUUGUUUAUUGGAGGAAGUUUGUCUACUGAUAGAGGACACAUUAACAGGAGAGUGUUUGGAGUCACCGAUAAAAUUUAUAACACCUUAUUCAAGCCUCUGGAGGACAAAUACACUUGGAUGGGUAUCCCCAUGUUGGUGCACCCAAAAUCUUACGGUUAUUUGAAGCUGAAGUCCAGAAAUCCGUACCACUGGCCCAAACUGUAUGGCAACUACUUCACAGACCCAGAAAACAAGGACAUGAAGACGUUCAUAGCUGCAAUUCGUGAAGUACAAAGGAUAUCCGAGACUCCAGCCAUGCAAAGAUACAACUCCAGACUGGUCACCACAAAAAUCCCGGGCUGUGAAUCCCACACCUUCAACUCGGAUGCGUACUGGGAGUGCGCACUGCGCCACCUCGCCCCCACGCUCCACCACCAGGUGGCCACGUGCAAAAUGGGCCCGCCCGACGACCCGGAGGCCGUCGUGGACCACAAGUUGAAAGUCUACGGCGUGAAAAGGUUAAGGGUUGUGGACACCAGCAUCAUUCCGGCACCACCCACGGCCCACACGAACGUGCCCGCUUACAUGGUCGGUGAGAAGGCGGCGGACAUGAUCAAGGACGAGUGGAAGAGAAGUGCCAACAAGAUCCAGGGAAAGGAUAUCAGAAGGCAUUCGGAUAAAAAUUAAAUAACUUAAGUUUAAGAAACAAGACUGAUUAUACUUGCAUCGGGCACGUCUAGACAAAGAACAUCUAUACGUUUUAAUUGAUAAGAUGACUGUAUAAUAAUGCAAUUGUUGUUAUACGCUUCGGGAAUCGCGGGUGCAUGAAAAAAACUUGUUCAUAUUCAUGAAUUGUAAUGGGCAAUUUUGUUCUGUGAACAAAACAACAGCAAUAAACUAUCUCGAUUUGAUUA
This is a messenger RNA of Aethina tumida (small hive beetle), 2354 nucleotides long. RefSeq names its product glucose dehydrogenase [FAD, quinone]-like. Gene Ontology annotation, molecular function: flavin adenine dinucleotide binding; oxidoreductase activity, acting on CH-OH group of donors. The record is from RefSeq and is a predicted model, not a curated record. Lineage: Eukaryota; Metazoa; Arthropoda; Insecta; Coleoptera; Nitidulidae. The transcript is spliced from 6 exons. The coding region runs from base 187 to 2127 and encodes 646 amino acids.